This is a messenger RNA of Ilyonectria robusta, 899 nucleotides long. RefSeq lists its product as uncharacterized. NCBI's taxonomy places the organism in Eukaryota, Fungi, Ascomycota, Sordariomycetes, Hypocreales, Nectriaceae. The record is from RefSeq and is a predicted model, not a curated record. The coding region runs from base 204 to 695 and encodes 163 amino acids. The transcript has 2 exons.
GUUGUUGGUGGGUUUCCACUCUGCAGUAUACGCAUCUCAGUAUAAAGUACUUCGACCCGUCUGGCUAAUUGGAAAUCCGUUCGUACAGUCCAGUCGUUCCCAAUUCACAAAUAAUAUCAUCUUGGCUCAUUUCCUUCAAACUUUCUCUCACGAAAACACAAACUCUCCUUGGCUAGGCCGAAAGACGAACAUUCAAACACAAGAUGCAGUUCAGCUACUUACUUGCCAUGCUGCCAAUGGCCCUUGCUGCCGCCGUUGCCCCGACGGAGGCGUCUAAGGGAAUCGUCUUUGUGGGACCCUAUAGUAUUAAUGCUACAGCUGACGAGGCCGCCGAGAUUGUGAAGCGCGACGGAUGCGGUUCGGCACGAGACCUCAUCGACAGAGGCGACAUUGAAUUUCUCAAAAAUGGCCUGCAGAACGAUGACCCCUGGAGCGUUAUAGCUGUUCCUCGCCUCAAGGGUAUCGGUUGGUACUACGGCACCGCAAUGGUGUGCGUCCGCAACCCGUACGUAUUUGUGGAUACCUAUGUAUCGAGGUGGGAAGCCGGCUGGGCCAUCGACUACAUCAGCAAGAUGUGUUGCUCGAACUCCGGUACAUCAAGCGGGUGCCAAGGUGGGGACUGCCUUGCCUCCGGUACGGACGGACUGACCCUACGUGUCUGGCUACAAACACCACAAGACUCGUGUCUUAGUUAAGGCAGGUGGACCUGGAAAUGAACGAGUAGCAGACAGGGUUGAGGACCCAGUGAUGCUAAACCAGGGCUUUUGCUUUAGCAGAUGUGUCUUGGAAUAAGGCGUGGUGACUGGGUUUUAGGCUGCUGAUUUGGCGGUUCGGUGAUGAUAUUCGAGCUUAGGACUGCUCAGCCCAGUUCAAGUUAUGGCCCAGGACAGGUAGACCUG